Molecule: messenger RNA, 953 nt
Organism: Notothenia coriiceps (black rockcod)
Lineage: Eukaryota; Metazoa; Chordata; Actinopteri; Perciformes; Nototheniidae
Gene: aqp7
Product: aquaporin 7
Exons: 6
Coding region: 198-953 (251 amino acids)
Biological process (GO): water transport; glycerol transmembrane transport
Cellular component (GO): plasma membrane; basolateral plasma membrane
Molecular function (GO): urea transmembrane transporter activity; water channel activity; glycerol channel activity
Source: RefSeq, a predicted model, not a curated record
AGAAAGACAGAGUAAAAAGGAAGAGGCUAGAGAGGGAGGAGUGCAACAGAAAGAGUGAGUUUUGUUUUUGGAGUACGGUGUGACACUGGAGGAGGAACCACAUAUAUUCUUCAAGGGAGCCUGAACUUUAUUCUUGCCAAAUAAGAAAACUCUUAUAAACCAAAAACAAGAAAAGAAGGAAAGAAGAAGAAGAAAUAAUGAAGGAUUUGGAGCAGGCAUUAGAACUGGGGGUCUCUCAGCAGAAAAGAUUCAACGCAACUCAACCCAAAGUUUGGCUAAGGAAUGAAUGUGUUCGUGUUGGACUUGCUGAAACCCUCUGCACAUAUGUCAUGAUGGUGUUUGGUCUGGGGUCUGUGGCCCAGGUAGUGACGGGGCAGGGAGCGUUCGGAGAGUACCUCAGUAUCAACCUGGGCUUUGGACUGGGUGUUGCUAUGGGGGUUCAUGUUGGAGGGAAAGUCUCAGGGGCUCACAUGAAUGCAGCAGUGUCAUUCACAAUGUGUAUGUUCGGCCGGCUCGGAUGGAAGAUGCUGCCUCUGUAUAUUUUUGCACAACUAUUGGGGUCAUUUCUGGCAGCAGGGACCAUAUAUGGUGUAUAUUAUGAUGCCAUACAUGAAUAUUGUGGAGGAAACCUGACUGUAACCGGGGAACUGGCCACAGCUGGUAUCUUUGCCACCUACCCCGCACCAUACCUCUCCUUGAUGGGGGGAUUCAUUGAUCAGGUGUUGGGCACAGCCUUGCUUCUGCUUUGCUUGAUGGCGUUGUCCGACCAGAGGAACAAACCGGCAGCAGCGGGCACGGAGCCCAUCGCAGUUGGUCUGCUGGUGCUGCUCAUCGGCAUCUCUAUGGGAAGAAACAGCGGAUAUGCUAUCAACCCCACCAGAGACAUCGCCCCCAGGCUCUUCACUGCCGUAGCAGGCUGGGGGAUGGACGUGUUCAGAGGGUACUACUGCUAG